ACUCCAAUGUAAGCAUGCCCGGAAGUGUGUCUCGGUAUUAAGAGACGUUCACGGCGCUCCGACAUGACGCAACCGUUAAACAAGUUUAGUUAGUUGCUGACACUACUAGUCUUUGUGGCUUAAGUUACCAGUUCAGUUUUCUGUUUAAGUGGUCAGAGUUUCACCGGACUUUGAAUUCAUUGUAGAGUGUGACGAAGAUCACGCUGCGAAGGCUACUUCUCGAUCAACAACUGUACUUUUGAAAUAAUGCUGCGUGGUGCAGUCGAGAACUAGACGCCCACAAUGAAUCCACGAACUCUGCCCCUGAGAGCCCUGCUGUUUCUGGGGCUUUGGCACACUGGGAGAAGAAGUCUAGCCUCGGCCCCAGGGCUGCAAGAGCAGCCCAAAAGGAUAGCUGUGGUCGGAGCAGGCAUUGGAGGCACAUCUGCAGCGUUUUACCUGAGGCAGGAAUUUGGAGCCGGGGUGAAGAUCGAUGUCUUUGAACCAGGAGCCGUUGGUGGACGACUUGCGACAGUGAAGAUCGGAGAUUACGAGUAUGAGACGGGAGGCUCAGUGAUCCAUCCUCUGAACCUACACAUGAAGCACUUCAUGGAAAAAUUAGGUAUUCCUCAGAGGAAAGAUGUCCCCUCUAAAAUGGCAAUCUUUGAUGGAAAGGAGCUCACGUUUGAAGAGAGUGACUGGUUUAUUGUCAAUUUCUUACGCAUACUCUGGCAAUUUGGGUUCAGCUUUCUCAGAAUGCAUAUGUGGGUGGAGAGUGUUAUGGACAAAUUCAUGAGGAUCUACCAGUACCAGCAGUAUGGUUACUCAUUCUCCAGUGUGGAUAGGCUCCUUCAUGCCAUGGGCGGCGAUAGUUUUCUCAUCCUGCUCAAUCAGACCCUGGAGGAAACGAUGAUGAGCCAAGGAUUUUCACAAAUCUUUCUCAACAAUAUGGUCGCACCCAUCACUCGUGUCAACUACGGCCAAAGUGUUCGCAUCAAUGGUUUUGUGGGGGCAGUGUCAUUAGCAGGAGCGGCUCCAGGCUUGUGGGCAGUAGACGGAGGCAAUAAGAGAGUGUGCUCUGGACUGCUGUACAACAGCAAAAGUGAGCUUGUCCCUGCCAGAGUGACCUCCAUUUCAGUCAAAGUUCGACCAUCCAAAGCAGGCACCACAACCAGUUUCUAUGAGGUUAAUUAUGUUGGCGAAUCAGGCUCAGCACACUCUCUGUAUGACAUAGUGGUGAUAGCAACGCCGCUUCACCAGGGAAAAUCUGACAUCACCUUCUCAGGCUUCUCUCCCCCGAUCCCGUCUCACUAUCCCGGACGUUACCACCAGACUGUCUCCACUCUGGUCCACGGCAUGCUGAACAUGUCCUACUUGGGGACCACAGAGCAAGCCUCGGAGUUCACUGUGUCUGACAUCCUCACCACAGACUCAAAGGACUCCGUCAUCAACAGCCUGGGCUCUCUUGACCCUGUGCACAUCCCUGAGGGUUACAAGCGACCCCCUGCCAGCCAGACCAAAGUCUGGAAGGUGUUCUCCCCACAGCCGCUGUCCCAGGAGCAGCUGCAGGACAUGUUCCUCUCCUGGGAUUCAGUGUCGGAGACUCGGUGGCUGGCUUAUCCUUCUUACCGCCCGCCGCACCGCAAGACGCCUCCAUUCAUCCUGCACAACCGGCUGUACUACCUCAACGCUUUGGAGUGGGCGGCCAGUGCCAUGGAGAUGAGCGCUCUCUCUGCCAGGAACGUGGCCCUGCUGGCGCACCACCGCUGGCACCAGCAGGUCGGCAACAUCGACCAGGAAGACCUACACACCCGACUAAGAGGAGAACUCUGAAGAGAGAAACCUAAAAGCAAUACAAUACUAUCACUCAAGCAGAGUAUUAAGCCACACAGAUACGCAUGGACAAGCCUAGUGCACUAUAACAACAGUCCUGUCAGGGCAAAUCCAAACUUUUAUUCAGGUAUCUGAUUCAGGUACCACUUUAAACUCAACACAAUUUAUUACAACUUUGAACUUAUUGAUGUUGUGGCGACCAUCAUUUCCAUUGUUUACUCAGCAGGUAAAACAGGGAUGUUGCUACAAUGAAGUCCGACAAAGCAAAGCACACAGUCAGCAGUCAAGCAAUCGGACAUGUUGUAUACAAGUCAACAAUUUAAUCAGAUUCUCUAAACCGCUGUAUUUGGAGGUAAAGCCAUGAAUAAUCCCACGAUGCACAGCAACACUUCCUAUGCCAACAAAACCACUUCAAAUAUGGUGUUUUAAAGUUGAAUCGGGAAGUCUUUCUGUCACUGUUUGUCUUCUCUUCCAAAUGCGUCUUGUUGACCUGGGGGGGGUUUGUUGUUUGUUUACAGCUUGUCUGUCUGUUUAGAGAACCGACCUCUUGCUCUGUCUCACUUCUAUGUUAGCAUUUUGUCUGCUUUCCUAGAUGUUAUUAUGCAAAUAGGAACAAAACUGAGAAACAAAUUGCAAUGAUCCUCUAAUCACCAUAACAGUCGCCUCAAUAGAAUCCCACUAAAAGACGGCUCAACACUGUGCUGUGCUGAGCUUUGUAAUCAGUGUGAACCACGCUGCACUCCAGGGUAGAAACAUUUACUUUUAGGUGUUCCUCUGUCUACGUGUGUGUUUUUUUUAAUGUGCCCAGAUGCUGUUAUGAACAAGGCACAGCUUACAUCGAACAAAUCAGCUUGUUGGUGUCACGUUGACCAAGAUGUCCUUUUCUUGAGGAUGUGUCUUCUGAUGACUCAGCCUCUCUAAAACGUUGUCUUUCUAAAUUAUUUGUUAUUGAUGUCAGUUAUGAAGUAUUAACAUGUCCGUGUUCAUUCCUACUAUUUAAUUGUACUGAUCUUUUUUUAAGUCUUUAUUUGGACAGUCUAAUUACACUGAAGAAUUGUGUGAAUUCAAAUCGUUAAAACUAUGAUGGUGCCUUAAAGAUAUCAGAGUAAUUGACUUAUGUCUUUAUUAAGUAAUAAGUCUCCCUAUAAUUUUAAAAAAUCAUUUCACUUCGGGUUUUCAUGUGUUGCUUUUAUUGAAGUGAAGGCCGCGACGAUCAGACUGAAACGAGUUUGGUGCAUUUAUGUGUUUUGUUGUAACAUGUAAAGUGGCUUGUCAGAUGUGCUGUGGCUUCAAAAGACUACUGUAUCUAAAUCACUUUAAUGUUUGUUCGCCACUUUGGGAAGAAGUUUGCUAAUUGUUUCUCAAGCACUUUGAAAAGGUGUAUGUUUAUAGAUUUUUGAAAACGUUUUUUUAUUGGGGGAGUUGUCGCUAAAAUAAUAUUAGCAGCGUUUAAUUGACAGAAAGGUUUCACUUUCACACUUAAUUCUUUUGGAAAAUACCAGGAAGAAAACUGUCUUCUUCUGCACAAAUACAAUGAGGCUUUUAAUUACAAAUAUAAAGGUUUUAUUUGAGAUUUUAAACAAGAUUGAAACCUUCCAGUCCAAACAGUAUGUUUGGCAAGUUGUUACGAUCACAAUAAAGGGAUGAAACCUU
This is a messenger RNA of Cyclopterus lumpus (lumpfish), 3465 nucleotides long. It is a transcript of the gene pcyox1, whose product is annotated as prenylcysteine oxidase 1. Bases 283 to 1812 code for a protein of 509 amino acids. Gene Ontology annotation, biological process: prenylated protein catabolic process; prenylcysteine catabolic process. NCBI's taxonomy places the organism in Eukaryota, Metazoa, Chordata, Actinopteri, Perciformes, Cyclopteridae. The record is from RefSeq and is a predicted model, not a curated record. Gene Ontology annotation, molecular function: prenylcysteine oxidase activity. The transcript has 7 exons.